Messenger RNA from Daktulosphaira vitifoliae (grape phylloxera), 4692 nucleotides. RefSeq names its product ecdysone-induced protein 78C (gene Eip78C). The transcript is spliced from 8 exons. NCBI's taxonomy places the organism in Eukaryota, Metazoa, Arthropoda, Insecta, Hemiptera, Phylloxeridae. Gene Ontology annotation, biological process: regulation of DNA-templated transcription. The coding region runs from base 423 to 2051 and encodes 542 amino acids. Gene Ontology annotation, molecular function: DNA-binding transcription factor activity; zinc ion binding; sequence-specific DNA binding. The record is from RefSeq and is a predicted model, not a curated record.
AUAGUAGUUUACCUGCAGCCGUCUUCCACGUACCAAGACACAGGCGCGGGUUCGCGGCGUUUGUGUGCGGGAUUCAGCGGCAGCACGUGUGCUGUAAAUAAUAUCACCAAUAGUGUCAUAGUAUGACACUCAUUUAGUGGUGUUUCAAUAAAUAUAUAAUCUUUUUUUUAUUUUGUUUUUUCCGUCUAUAAAAGUAUAUAUUUGCUUUACCUUUACGAUCACAGUGUAAUCUAUUUCCGGCAACCUAAGUAUGCGAACCGAGGUCGCUGGUGCCGCCGAAAGUUCGUACACGAAAUAGUGCAACAAUGUUCGGUCUACAUAAUGUUACGUUGUGGUGCAGUGACUUAACCGUUGCGCGAGGACCGUCGUCCUUAUCACUGCUUACGUCGUGCUCGCGAGUAUCGCUGUGAAACGGUCGUCCGAUGGACGUGUUCAACCAGUCGCUAAACACGGGCUUAGGCGGUGCGCCGCCGCCCGAUAAGCUAACGGCUGAUGUGUCUUUUGGUGCUGGUACUACGGAAGAGUUUAACCUGAGCUUUUUCGACGAUACCACCACUGAUACGGCGGGUUCCGAAAGUCACGAUCCUUCGUCGUCUCAGGCAUUUCCCGACGACCCAGGUUCUGUUGAAUCGGCCGUUUUGUCCCCGCACGCAACGUUUCAGGACGUCUGCGUGCAAUCGCCGAGUAGCUCGACUUACCGGCCGCCUCCAACGGCUCAGGCGUACGUAUCGGCGACUCGUCCGCCCGCUGUUAACGCCAACACUACACCGUCCUCCUCGACGGCCGUCCCAGAUCAACAUUUUGCGGCGGCUGACUCCAACACCACGCCAGCUAAAUCAUUUGUACCUUGCCGUGUGUGCGGCGACAAAGCGUCUGGAUAUCAUUAUGGCGUUACAUCGUGUGAAGGCUGCAAGGGAUUUUUUAGACGCAGCAUUCAGAAACAAAUAGAAUAUCGGUGCCUAAGAGACGGAAAAUGUUUGGUAAUUCGCUUAAAUCGGAAUCGAUGCCAAUAUUGUCGUUUCAAAAAAUGUCUGACGGUUGGAAUGUCCAGAGAUUCUGUUCGAUACGGAAGAGUUCCGAAGAGAUCCCGCGAACAACUCGAGUCUGAAUCGAAGACAGUGACCGCAGCAGAUUCGAUGGCGACCGCUGCCGUAGUGACUACAACGACCACAACUCCAACUACGCCGGUAGUUUUAGUCCCAUCUGCUGCUGAUCCAAUACCUACUGCGAUAGCUGUAAUAGAAACUAACUGUGGUAACGUAUCUGUUUCGUACGACGUUAUUGCUGCCAUAUCUCAAGCUCAUCUUACUAACUGCGAUUACACGGACGAGCUGACAAGAACGUUACUACGAAAACCAGUCGCUUCUCCCCCGACACAAGGUUGUUCUAGUCCGGAAGUGGCUUCAUCGACAGCAGACAGUGAAGAACAACAAAAGAUCUGGCUUUGGCAACAACUAGCCGCACACAUCACGCCUACGGUACAGAGGGUAGUAGAAUUCGCAAAGCGAGUUCCAGGUUUUGUUGACCUCAGUCAAGAUGAUCAACUCAUACUCAUCAAAGUGGGAUUUUUCGAAUUGUGGCUGUGUUACGUUUCCAGAUUGGCCACAGAUUUGUCGCUGACUUUCUAUGACGGCACGUUUAUCACGCGACAACAACUAGAGCUUAUUUACGACGUGGAAUUUGCCUCUAGUGUGUUCCAGUUGGUGACAUCUUUUAACAGCUUGUCUUUAACUGAUACAGAAGUUGGACUUUUUGCUGCCAUAGUACUACUGACUCCUGAUAGACCAGGAGUAUCUGAAGUGAAAACUGUACAGCAUAGUCAGGACCGAAUAGUCGAAGCAUUUAAAUUACAACUGAGCAAAAGUCACGGGGGAGACAAGAAUUUAGCACAAUCUGUGUUGUCAAAGUUGCCAGAGUUACGAACAAUCGGUCGCCGUCAUGUUGCAUACCUCGAGUGGUUCAGGUUAAAUUGGCACAUGCUUAAAUUGCCACCGCUUUUUGCCGAAAUAUUCGACAUACCCAAAUGUGAAGAAGAUUUGCAUCAAGGCUGAAAUACUAUCAUCGUCCAACGUUUUACGAUGUACACGAUGACUGGGGAAUCGUUUUAUCACUUAUUCGUUUUAAUUGUUAUCUUUGCAUUUAAAACUAAUGUUUACUUCCUAAUCAACGAGUAAAAUAAUAAAUGUAUUUGCAAUCAAAACCAUAUAUUUAGCAAUAAUAUAAUUAAUUAAAAUAACUGUGGACUUGAAACAAUGCCAUGGAUAUCUUUCUUUGCAUUUGAAAGUGGGGAAAUUAUAAUAAGCAUCUCUAGGUAACCAAAAAUUACAUUUGUUCAGUCAUUUGAAAUAAAAUCAGGUACAAUUUGAGCAAUCAUUAUAGUUAAAAAGAAACAUUUUCUUGUUGCUUGUACAAUCGAAUAGGCACUUAAGAUUAUUAAUACAUAUUAUGACUUGCCGACGAAUAUCAAUAAUUUAUAAAUAGUAAUGAAUACUAUGUCCUAAUUUCUUAAUAGAACUGUUUCAAUAAAAAACUCAAUAGUUUUCAUAUCAUGAAUUUUUUAUUAUCACUUUACCUACCUAAUGUGUUCAGAGCUUAGUGGAGUACAAUAUAAUGUAUUAUACAUUACCUAGCUCCCUUCCCUCAUGAAAACGAAUAAAAUUACAAUAUAAUUGAUUAUUUAUUCGGUCUGGAGAAAAUGCUUGUCCUUGUACUGUGUUCAACAUUGACAAUCUUGAGUUUGUUAUUAAAACGUAAAAGACAAAAAUAAGCAAUAUUUUAUUAUAGUGAAUUAAUUCUAGUUUAAAAUGAUUUUGAAAUAUAAUUAUUAAAAGGUAUAUAUUAUAUUAGGCUAUGAUAAUUAUAACAAUGAAAAUUUCAUUUUCUAUUUAUACAUAAAUAUUCUUUUUUAUAAUUUCACUAGUCAACUGAAGCAAUUUUGGUCCAGAAACUUGUAAGCAAACAAAAACGCUUUUAUGUGAUAUAUUUUUUAGUUGAAUUUUGUGUUUGAUCUUUUACAUUCCAUUGGUUCUUUUUAUAUUUAAUUGUAGACUGUAAGUCUUAAAAAUAUAUUAUAAUCUUCUCGAUUUAUUUAUUGUAGUUCAUACGCUGUUAUUGUUAUUGUUGUUGUUAAUCUUUUUUUGUUAAUUUUACAAAUGAUCCGUUUUAGAUUGAAAAAAAGUGCAAUAUACGCGUAUAUAUUGUGUAGAUAUUUUUUAUUGCUUUAUUACCCAACAAUAAUUUUUGUGAAUGCAGAUCAUUUCCCUCUCAUUUUUCAUUUGUUAUUCUUAGACCAUCUUUAUUUUUGUAUCUACUUUUCAUAUUCUUGACACGCAUAAAUAAGUACUUUCCCAAUUCAUAAUACAAUCACAGGGUAGUUUAGUUGUUUCAAAUUGUUUAUGUAUACAUAAAAAUAUUAAAUGAAAUGUUUCGAUUUCUUUUUCUUUCUUUUGUAUAAAUUUAUGUAAUAUCAUAUCUCAUAAGAUUUAUUAGAAUAAUUUUUCAACGCCAAGGUAGUUUAUUGAAUAUAUAUAUUACUUUAAAAAAGUUUUGUGUGACAAUCACGGAUACUAAAAUGGACUCACCUUUACCUUUCGCAAUAACUAGGUUAAUAUGUUAUAUAUUAUAUAUUUUUAGACCAUAGUGAUGUUAAAAGAAACAUGAUAAAAUUCAAUUUUUAUUUCACUAUUUGUAAAAUGUUUCUUCAUUUGUUUUACUAUAGUCUAUAAUUUAUCUUAUAUCAAUUGUAUUUAUAUUAUGUUUUUGUUAUUUUAAAUUUCUAUUAUUUAGUAAUUAUAAUAUACAUUCGUUAAACAGUUUUUAGGAAAAAAAAAAAUUCUAUUUGAUUUAGAAAUUAGGACAUCUUUUGUAUAGAUGUGAUCCUUUUAUUUGGAUUUCAAUCUGAUUGUUAUCAGCAAACAAAAUAGUCGCUCUCGCUAAUAGAAAAAUUUUUAGAUCUAGGUUUAUCUUUUUUCUACUUUUUUAUCGAAAAAAUUUUUAUUAGUGUUAUUUUCAGUAAUUUAGCGUUGUAUUAGUUAUUGUAACUUAUGUAAUAGCGUAAACACAUGUACCUUUUCUAUAAAAAAAAAAUACAAUUAUACUUCGUAGACCAAAAAUUACAAUUUUAUUUAAUAAAAGACUUGUACAUUUCAUGUAGCUAUAAUUACAUUGUUAUAAUUUUCAUUACAAUUUAAAAUUUACUUUUUACAUGUUAAAAUAACUUUAAUUUUUAUAAUUUAAUUUUGUUCCAAAUUAGUGAAAAAUUAAACAAAAUUUAUGUAGAUCAUAGGUUCUAUGUAAUCUUAAAUAAUUUUAUUGAAAUUUUAUUCUCAUAUUUAUUUAGUAUGUAUUAUGAUCAGUAUUUUCUUAUAUUUUUUUGUUUUUAAGUGCAGAACUUAUUGUAUUUUAAAUUUGAAACUAUAUUGUUAAAAUUUAUAGUGUAAUAGACAAAAAUAAUACUUUUAAAAAAUAAGUGUCGUUUAUUAGUUAUUAAUAAAUAAUUUUAUAGCUUUAUUAGUAAAGUUUUAACGUUUCACGACUUUUUAGGUUUAACUUUUGUUUAUCAGUAUUUGUGCUUGUUACACAAUAUUAUGUUUUAUUUGUAUUCAUUUUUUCCAUUUAUUAUUAUUGAUAUUUUAUUUAAAACACUUAUUAGUAUGAACAAAUAAACUGACGAUCGAAAUUUCUUGAAGAUAA